This is a messenger RNA of Suillus subaureus, 1608 nucleotides long. RefSeq lists its product as uncharacterized. The transcript has 2 exons. The record is from RefSeq and is a predicted model, not a curated record. Bases 1 to 1608 code for a protein of 535 amino acids. Lineage: Eukaryota; Fungi; Basidiomycota; Agaricomycetes; Boletales; Suillaceae.
AUGCAUCACGCGUUGCUAGUUGAUGAAAUCCUGCUGAACAUACUUGCCGCGCUACGAGAAGCAGACGCACCAUACAGUCAGCUUAAUGCUGUCGCUCGGACAUGUCAUUUCCUAUCACCUCUGGCAUUGGACUUCUUAUGGUCUGAAUUGCCAGACGCAAGGCCCUUGCUCCAAUAUAUAAAACCAAGGAUACCAAAUGACCCGCACAUAUCAGUACCAUCCGCAUCCUUCCAGCGCGCUGCGUCCCGUGUCCGUAAACUAUCAUGUCCCGCUCUGACAUGUUCAGAUACCCACUCCCAAAUCGCCCUUACAGAACAACUACGAUUAUUGAGCAUGAUGGACAUCACGACCUCGUUGUUUCCCUCCCUCCGUCGACUGUCAUGGACUGACACUGAUCAAUCACGUUAUGUGUAUAUCCGACUUUUCCUAAGUCCUACCCUGGAGUCGCUCGAGCUGGAUUUCUUUUUCCAUAAACCUCCCAACUUUCCCUUCCUAACUAUACUGCCAAAACUCUGCCCCAACCUCCAUAGCAUGUCAAUAAGCAAGCACCCUGUCAUAUCCUUAUCAGAAGACGAGGGUCCCUCUGCCGUUCGGACGAUUUGUCGGCUGCCUCGUCUCACUGCCUUAGAAUGCAAGUCAUCGACCAUCAGCGAAGCAGAUAUUCUGCACCUAUCUCAACUCAAGUCACUCGUGACGUUAAGCUUGGGUAUCCCUUCGUGGGUGUCAAGCGACCGCAGAAGCUCAGCACCUCAUAGUUCCAGGGCAGCCAAAGAAUGUGCUGAUUGCUUGUGGUUCUGCAACCUGCGCAAUCUGCAUCUUCGUGCAUUUAGUAUCCCAAUUAUCACAUCCUUCUUGGAACCUGGAUGCAGGCCUUUGCAGUCAGUUGUCUUCGACAUCUCUGAAGCACCGACCACUGCUUCCUUAACAGAGUGUUUUAGCACACUUUAUUCCAGUCACAAUGAAUGCAGCGCAAUGCGUUCUAUUAAAGUGCAAGACAGCCUUUCAAAUGCUACAUUCGGAGUCUCCCAAUUUCUUCCCAACUCAAAGAUUAUCACAGCGGACGUAUUCAAACCACUUUUCGCUUUCACCAAACUACGAAUUUUUGAUCUGGGCGUGUGCCUGUCAUUUUCUCUGGGUGACUCGGACCUUACAGCAAUGGCAAGCUCCUGGCCAGAACUUGAGGUCUUUUGCCUCAAUGAGGGGCGUGGCUGGCAUCUGUCCGCUUCUCAGCCUAGACCAUUGAUCACUGUCCGCGGUCUCCAAUCGCUGUGCACUCUGUGCCCGAGGCUCUAUCAAAUUGCGAUAGUCUUGAAUGCCCUAGAUCUAUUUCUUCCCUGUCCCACAACGUCCCUGUUCUCACGGCAGGACACAGCUCUGGUUCGUAAUUUGGCAGUGACCCGCCUAAGCUUAGGAGAUUCGAGAUUGGCCAAUCCACAAGAUGUCGCAUGUGCCCUGUCCAGUAUCUUUCCCUGCCUGAAGAAAAUCAGUGCGUGGCAGUAUCCUUUGGACACGUUGCCUGAAAGUCGGUAUUAUCGUAGGCUAUGGGAAGAAGUAAACAAUAUCUUGCAGCAGCGUUCGAACAGGGACAUUAUAGCGGUAGCCAAUUGA